Astrephomene gubernaculifera is the source of this 954-nucleotide messenger RNA. The record is from the annotation of a GenBank genome assembly. NCBI's taxonomy places the organism in Eukaryota, Viridiplantae, Chlorophyta, Chlorophyceae, Chlamydomonadales, Astrephomenaceae.
GGGACGCGUUUCACACUCCAAAUCAGUGGGAUAAACCUAGCAUUGCAACAGCUGACUUCGCAAGCUUGCCUAGAUGCUGACGCUCCGGACCCAACCUGCAAGCUUGCGCGGCCAACGCCGCUGCGUCGGCGGGCAACUUCCGGGCUUUCCCAUCCAAAGCCAUGCGUGCCUGAGCGGUCCUGUGGUGCUGCUCCCCACUGUACCUCAUGCGGCUCCAGCAAAGCAGCAGCAGCAGCACCGGCUACAGCACACGAUGAAGCACCCAAGGGGCCCCGCGCCAACACGGGGUCUGGGCAAGGACGCGGUGGACGGCUGGCUGGAUAUCACCAAGCUUGUUGCUGGAGGUGGAGGGGCUAAGACGCCGUACGAGGACUUUGCGUCGGCUAUUGGCCGAGACAUCUAUGUGGACAUAGCGGGAUGGCACCUGUACCUCAGGGACAUGGGCGCCGGCAUCCCCGGAAGCAGCCUGAAGAUGAGCCAAGCCCUCGCGCAGCAGCUGGGACCGCAGCUCAACAAGGGUCUUCGAGAGGCAGACGUGGAGGGGCUUCUGAGGAAGGUUCCCGUCAAGUUGGGAGCCGGGAAGCUAAAGGCCUCGUUGUACGACGUAAUGCCUCCGUUUUGUGUGGCGGACCUGGCGCGGCUGUGCGAGGAGUUCGGCCGGCGGUGAUGACGUGGAUCAGCAUGCCAUCAUCUUCCUGCUGCCUGUGUCCCCCUGGGCCCUCGUUAGCUACUGAAUGUAUACCUAUCUUCUCUAAGCGUCAGUCCCGUCAGUGUAGGAUAGUGUUUACUAACUUGUCAGGCUGAGGAUGGAAGGGUAGGAUGCAUGGUGGUGGCCUUACUUGGAAAGUGUGGGGGCUUGCUUGAGACACAUUGUGCAGGAAGUAUGCAUGCAACAGCAAGGAACAAAAGGAAUAAAAGCUUGCAGACUCAACAGUUGUAACUUCUCCUGUCCAA